AUGGAUUACACGACAACCCUUGCAGCCGCAGGCGGGGUUGAAGCGCUCAAAGAAGUUCUCAUCGAUGCUCUCCUGAAGGCAAUCCCAGGCUUGCGUGAUAGAAGCCGCAUCGAGAUCAGCAGCAUUGUGGAGGGCAGUAUCAACGUGGUGCUGAGGAUUCAUCCCCCAUCGCCAGAUGCAGCUUCCAACAAUCCAGAAGGAGGAGCAGACGCUCCCCGCCAGCUCACCGCUGCGGAAGUCCUUCUAGCCCUUCAAGAGCAGCUUGCAGAGCCACUCUCACCCCUUAGGACGGGUGCCUUAGGCGAAUAUGCCGCCUAUGCUACUCUAGAGCGGUAUGUCUUUCUCGACAAAUCGACACGCAACGAAAGCUUUGACUUGGUCGGAUUCAUAACGCGCUGGCUUCCUGCAUGGCUCCGAGAAGCGGUUCCAAGAGAUGUGCUCGCAGCAGUAGAAGUCCUCCUCCUGCUAAGUUGCCUUACCAGCGUGGCAAUAGGAAUUCGACGCGCUACUUUGGUUUGCAAAAGUGGUACUGCGCAAUGGUUAGGUGUUGCGCGGACUGCCGUAUUCCUGCCUUGUGAUUGCAGGUGCUCGGAACGAAGAUCAUCGGCUAUCCCACGUGACCAAAGAUCCUGUCUGUAUCCUGCACCAACAUGA
Cyclospora cayetanensis is the source of this 654-nucleotide messenger RNA. RefSeq lists its product as uncharacterized. NCBI's taxonomy places the organism in Eukaryota, Apicomplexa, Conoidasida, Eucoccidiorida, Eimeriidae. The record is from RefSeq and is a predicted model, not a curated record. The coding region runs from base 1 to 654 and encodes 217 amino acids. The transcript has 4 exons.